AUGAGCGAAGACAAGAGCGUUUCCAGCGUGCCUAAGACCGAGGAGCCGGCCCUGAAGCCGCCUACGGCCAACGUGUUUGCGAUGUUUGGAGGCGCCAGCGCCAAGAAGGAGGAGAAGAAGGAGGAAAAGGAGGAAAAAGACGCCAAAGAAGAAAAUAGAAACGGAUCCAAGGACAAGGAGGGUGAGGACGAGGAGGAGGUUCCGGAGAACGACGACAUCCAUUUCGAGCCUCUGGUCCAGCUGGAGAAGGUGGAGGUGAAAACCAACGAGGAGAACGAGGACGUUCUGUUCAAGAUCCGGGCCAAACUGUUCAAGUUCCACCCGGAGUCGAAGGAGUGGAAGGAGAGAGGUACCGGAGACGUCAAGUUUUUGCAGCACAGAGAGACCAAGAAGGUGAGACUGCUGAUGAGAAGAGACAAGACGCUCAAGGUGUGUGCCAACCACAUCAUCGCUCCCGAGUACAAGCUGACUCCGAACGUCGGGUCGGACCGUUCGUGGGUGUACAGCGUGACUGCGGACGUGAGCGACGGCGCUCCGGAGGCACAGACCUUGGCGAUCCGGUUCGGCAACAAGGAGAAUGCAGAGAAGUUCAAGGAGGAGUUCGAGAAGGCCCAGAAGGCCAACAAGGCCUAA
This is a messenger RNA of Ogataea haglerorum, 633 nucleotides long. RefSeq lists its product as uncharacterized. Gene Ontology annotation, molecular function: GTPase activator activity. Gene Ontology annotation, cellular component: cytoplasm; nuclear pore. The transcript has a single exon. Gene Ontology annotation, biological process: protein import into nucleus. Bases 1 to 633 code for a protein of 210 amino acids. The record is from RefSeq and is a predicted model, not a curated record. Lineage: Eukaryota; Fungi; Ascomycota; Pichiomycetes; Pichiales; Pichiaceae.